AUGAAAAACGUAAACAAAGCGCCAGUGCUGGUUAGGAAGCUGUUGGCUUAUCGGUCACUAAGCCGCCGCCGGGGGAGCCCUAGCAACGUGCUCCAUAGAAACGACACGACACCCAACAGCAACGCCAACACCAGGAGUGCCAGGCCAAAAAAAAUUCCUUUGCUCGGCAGUUCGCUGUUUACACUACGUGGCUGCACAUCGUCGCACUCCGGAUUGGCCAUGGCCCAAACGGCACGCACCGCCACGGGAAGGCGUCCGACGCACCACGACUACCACCAUAGCGCCGCCAUCUCGCUGAGACCAGUCCGCUCCAAGUCCGCCCAUCCGGCGCCACUGCGUCCGCUGAGCGGCGUCCACGGGGCGGCCGUCUCCUCCCGUCUCGUGCCGCCCUUCUCCAUCCAGUCGCAGCAGAAGAACACCGUCGUCAUAGACGGACCCAUCCAUGAGUCCGCCCCCAAGACAGCCAGUGCCAGGGCGCGGGCCCCGAAAAUUCUAAGGCGGCAGCAAAAGUCCAUGUCCACCUUCAAUCUGGGCAUGGGUCUUAAUGGAAGUGCCGCGAGUGGGGGUAACGAUCCGGGACGAGGAACCCUGUUUCGGAUGUACUUUGACCGCGGUGACCUGCCCAUCAAGAUGGAGUAUUUGUGCGGAGGCGAUAAGAUCGGCUGGACGGUGGAUAUUGAAAAGCUGGACUACAGCCUCUAUCUGCCGCUAUUCUUCGACGGACUGGCGGAGACCAAGCACCCGUACAAGACAUAUGCCCGGCAGGGGGUUACGGACUUACUGCUCGCCGGGGGCGAGAAGAUACACCCGGUGAUACCGCAAUUAAUAUUGCCGCUGAAGAACGCAUUGAGCACACGAAACCUGGAGGUAAUGUGCACGACAUUGAAGAUAAUCCAACAGCUGGUCAUGUCCUCGGAUUUGGUGGGACCCGCCCUGGUGCCCUUCUACAGGCAGUUGUUGCCCAUGUUUAAUGCCUUCAAAGUGAAAAACUUAAACUGCGGCGAUGAGAUCGACUAUGCCCAGAAGAACAACCUGAAUCUGGGGGAUCUGAUCGACGAGACAUUGCAGGUCCUGGAACUGCACGGCGGCGAAGAUGCCUUCAUCAAUAUCAAGUACAUGGUCCCGACCUACGAGUCCUGCUAUUUAAAUUGAAUUACGCUUCAUGGUUUUGUCCCUUUACAUACAAUAUCAUAAGUAUUUAUUGAAAUUUACAAACAUUACAAAAUUAAAUAGAUAUUUGAUUGAUUGAGAUUACAGUGUGUGUGGAUAUAGUUUCCACUUAUAUAAAAAGCAUUAAAUUAAAUUAGGCUUCUUUGAUUUGUUCCUUUACAUGCAAUAUCAUAAGUAUUUAGUGACAUUUACAAACAUAAUAUAAUAAAAUAUGUAUAUAUUUGUUAACAACGGU
Messenger RNA from Drosophila rhopaloa, 1405 nucleotides. RefSeq names its product parkin coregulated gene protein homolog. NCBI's taxonomy places the organism in Eukaryota, Metazoa, Arthropoda, Insecta, Diptera, Drosophilidae. The transcript is spliced from 6 exons. Gene Ontology annotation, molecular function: Hsp90 protein binding; Hsp70 protein binding. Bases 1 to 1152 code for a protein of 383 amino acids. The record is from RefSeq and is a predicted model, not a curated record.